UUAGGAUAGAAUACGCACGCAUACACACGUAGAGGGUCAGAAAAUUGUGAUAAGACUUUUUACAGCACUAGCAAAAUUCGCUCAGUCGUUCUCCUAAUCUCGAGUGUGAUUUACCACUCGGCGAGAAAAUCACUUACGCGCCACAAUCGUGCCAAUUGCACGAGAUUGCGAGUUACUCUAUAUUGGUGCUAUUAAAUCCCUUAUCUAUAAUCCACUCUCCAUUGAUUUCUUCUUAUCAAUUUGCCUUCCGUGUGUGAUUCCUUGGCCAAUGAAAAAUUGUUAUCCAUCGUGGAAAUUACGCACGAUUGUCUGUCUAGUGUGUGUGGUGUAAUAUUAUAUACGUAAUAUAAUUGAGGAUAACACUUAACCCAUGGAUCUCAUUGUUGGUGCCUACAAAAUCUGGAGGACACAUUCUGGCUUCACAGAAAUAGUGUCGCAAAUGGAGGAGGAUUUUGAGCAAGAGAAGCUGUCUAUCUCGAGAGGACGCGCUAAAAAGUACGGCAGCACGUGCAAUCACGUGAGAAACACAGACAUACUCGUGCGGCAUGAAGUUGAAAAGUCGGACACCCUGCAGGGAAUUGCCCUCAAAUACGGUUGCACUACUGAGCAAAUUAGGCGAGCAAACAGACUGUAUGCGUCGGACAGCCUGUUCCUGCGGCAGUACUUAAUGGUGCCCGUGGAAAGGAAUUCCCCGUAUGCAGCAUCAAAAGAUGAUCGUCCUCAUUCCCUGCCGCCCCAGAGAUCCGCCUCACUGGCUGAAAACUGCUCAGCUGAUCCCAAUGCAAACACCAGCCGCUCCCUGGACCACAUGGCUCUGUCGCCGGACGAAGAGAAUCGCAGGAGUGUCGAUGAAUUUCUCGGGAAGAUCGAUAGUACCAUCGCUGAAUCCCGGAAAUACGUCAAAAAGUCCCAGAAUAGUAUUGACUUCCUAUCACCGGAUUGCGUCGAUGGCGAUGGAGUCUUUUCGCCGACAAAGAGAACCAAUUCAGCAUCAUACAGCGGUUCAUCGCAUCACAGGAACAGCAGCUCAUCGGGCAGUGACUCGAGUCACCUGAUUGUGAUGACGCAGGGACGUCACGUGCAGAACUCUCUGCAGCGACUUGAGCGGCAACAGGAUGAGCUGUUCGAGUUGUAGCAUUCGGUGAAUGCUCUGCCAAAGUUCUACUACAAGCUCUACUGCAUCAAUUUGCCCAACCUCCGUGGUCACAUGAGUAGAAUGCUGCGAAAUAGUAGCGACGAGAGCAAGUGUCUAGUGAAACGAGCACAACUCUAAAAAAAAACAAACAUGAAGAGGUAAAUUACUCCCCACUUAUAAAACAUUUUUCCUGAAAAAAAAAUUGCGAUUGCUGCGCACUCAAAGAUAUUGAGAGAGAAAAAAUGUGAAAACAUAUCCCUUUUUGUAUGUCUCGCAUUUCUUGUAAAAAAAAAGAAUGGAAAAGAGAAAGAGAAAAAGAAAUUGUGGGCAAGGUAAGAAAUAGUUUAUCGAUGGAAAAAAACACCGACAACUUAACCCUCCAAAAGUAACUACAUAUAAAUGUUAAUUAAAAUCAAUAUUUUAAUCACACAGACUCCUUUCUCUUGUAAACAAAGCUUUCUACACACGAACCAAGAAAAUCGAUUUAUUUUGAUACGCGAUCCCACUUUUCCUCUAUAAAUAAAUCCGCAUUUUUCGCCAUGGAAUUAUGUAAGAAAACAAGGGGUGAAAUAACAGGUAAAUAAUGCAAGAAAAGACGUUUGAAAGAAAAAGGAAAAAUUCUUUCUUGUUAGUGCUUAAAUUGCGUGAUGCUUUUUUUGUCUGAAAAUUUGACAAUUUUUAGCUCUCUCAAUGAGCGAGAGGUUUAUCUCAUUUAAAGAAAAAUAAUAAAUUGCCUUAAUUGAAUUGAUAAGAACGCCUAAACAUUCAAAUACGUCAGAAAAUGAGAGAAAAAAUGCUGAUCCAGAGCAGAAUGUUUGAUGUGUUGGGGAAUUUGUAAAAUAAAAAUUCCUAACAAGGGUUGAAGAAGAACGGGAGGGGGGAAUUUAUGAAAAUUGAGAGACUUUUAGUUGAUUUAUUCCAUGCGCUGUAAUAUUAGAAUAUAAAUAUUCUAUGAGAUAUAUUUCCUAUAAUGAUACGUUGAGAGGGAAAGAGCUGAGAGAGAGAGUAAAUAUGAUAUUAUGACACUCUUGUAAAAAAAAUGCAAUGCAAAAGAAAAAGGGAAUUCAUUGAAACACGUAAAAGUUUUCUUCGUGCUUACCAUUUUAUUUUAGUUCAUGCAGCAGUGGUGGAAAAAAUAAGAAAAUCACGAAAUUUUCAAAGAAUUUCCCAGAUGUUUGACCUUGUAAUAAAUAUUCGAAAUCUUGAUUGGA
This is a messenger RNA of Lutzomyia longipalpis, 2346 nucleotides long. It is a transcript of the gene red, whose product is annotated as lysM and putative peptidoglycan-binding domain-containing protein 2. The coding region runs from base 371 to 1135 and encodes 254 amino acids. NCBI's taxonomy places the organism in Eukaryota, Metazoa, Arthropoda, Insecta, Diptera, Psychodidae. The transcript has 5 exons. The record is from RefSeq and is a predicted model, not a curated record.